Molecule: messenger RNA, 1455 nt
Organism: Aspergillus udagawae
Lineage: Eukaryota; Fungi; Ascomycota; Eurotiomycetes; Eurotiales; Aspergillaceae
Exons: 4
Coding region: 1-1455 (484 amino acids)
Molecular function (GO): oxidoreductase activity
Source: RefSeq, a predicted model, not a curated record
AUGCCUACUAUGCAACGUGUUGAAGACGGCCCAUACGGCGGUUAUGGAGGCAGCUACUACAAGGCCGAACAUGGGCAACACAAAAUCAAGAAAAUUGACGCCUGGGGACGGAGCUAUGAUGGUUAUGAUGUCGUCAAUGGAUUCCAAUUCACCUGGGAUGAUGGUUAUAAGGGGCCGCUUGUUGGCCACCAGAACCCCAAUAUUUACAGACCGUUCGAGUUUGAGGAUGAUGAAAAGAUAACUUCCAUGACCAUCCGCGCGGGACACGAUGUUGGCUUUGUCGACGCAAUUGAGUUCAACACAAACAAGUCCCGCCACUAUGAGGUUGGUGGAAAGGGAGGUGAACCAAACGUGAUUAAAGGAAAGCACCUUGGGAAUGGUGAUUGGAUUGGAGCUGAAGGCAGGGACCCUAUUCAUGGUGCUGACGCAGUUGUGGAUAGCAUCAAGGGUCAUCAAAAACCAUUCAGGCCCAUACUAAAGAAGACAAUAGUGGUCAAGGGUGGCAAAGGCCCCGCGGACGCCAUGUCCAUCAAGCAGAUCCCAAGACCUACGCCCUCAGUGGGACAGGCAUUGAUCAAAAUCAAGGCUUUUGGACUGAACCGCAUGGACCUGCUGCAGAGAGAGGGUCUGUACCCUCUUCCGCCGCAGGCGCCGAAGACCAUGGGUGUCGAGUUCUCAGGCACUGUGGAGUCAGUCGCCGCUGGCGCGGAAACCGACUUCAAGGCUGGGGCGUAUGGAGGAGCAUACGCGGAGUAUAUCAUCGUCGAUACAGGAAUGCUGGUCCAUAAACCUCCGGAGCUUACAUGGGAACAAGCUGCCUGUGUCCCAGAGACGUGGAUUACUGCGUCACAAGCCCUCCAUAUCAUCGGGAAAUUCAAGCCCGGCCGUUCCGUACUUUGGCACGCUGGCGCCUCGUCCGUCUCUAUCUGUGGUAUUCAACUCGCUAAAGCAGAGGGCGCCAAAGCUAUCUAUGCGACGGCCGGCUCCCAGGAAAAAUGUGGUUUCCUCGUUAACGAACUCGGUGUGACGGCCGCCUUCAACUACAAGAGUCAAGACUGGGCCACGGAGGUCAAAAAGGUCACGGACGGGGCGGGUGUCGAUUUGAUCGUUGACUUUGUCGGCGCAAACUACUUCCAGGGGAAUCUAGACGCCGCGGCGCGCGAUGGCCGAAUUGUCAUUCUAGGCUUGAUGAGCGGGCAGAAGUUGCCGGAUGGCGUGGACAUUGGCGGACUACUGUUUAAGAGACUUCGCGUCGAGGGCAGUACGCUUCGCAGUCGGGACCUGGAAUACCAGCGGAAGCUUAGAGAUUCCAUGGUGGCGCAUGUUCUUCCGAGACUUAUGGAUGGUACUUUCAAGGUGUUUGUAGAGAAGGUGUUUCCCUUUACUGAGAUUGUGGAGGCUCAUAAAUUGCUGGAGAGUAACCAGACGAGGGGCAAGUUGGCAUGUGUCAUAUAA